UAUUUUUAUCUAGAGCUUUCUCCUUUACUGAUUGCCACCAUUCAUCCAUUCUACCUGAUAUAUAAGUCUUAUAUCGUACGUUCAGUUCAUCCUCAUUUUAUAUUCUAUUUAUCUCUAAGUCAAAAAGUUAUGACUUCGUUCCUCUCCCGCCUAUUCCGUCCUCUAUCUACGACCUCUACUCCUGCUUACUCCGUCACCCCACGUAACGCCAUCAUCAUGCCGGACAAAGCACAAAAGGCCACAUUAGCCGCAGGCUGUUUCUGGGGAGUUGAACACUUAUAUCGCAAACAUUUCGGGAAUGGGAAAGGUUUGAUAGAUGCCAAAGUUGGGUAUGCGGGUGGACAUGCAGAUUCGCCGACGUAUCGGGCUGUGUGUACUGGAAAUACAGGCCACGCCGAAGCAUUACAAGUGAUUUUCGACCCCUCCAUUGUGACAUACCGACAACUCAUCGAAUUUUUCUACCGCAUGCACGACCCCACGACCGAGAACAGACAAGGACCAGACGUGGGUACACAAUACCGCAGCGCAAUCUUUACCCACGACGAGGAACAGGCCAAGAUAGCAAAGGAUAUUACAGAUAAAGUCGCGAAGCAGUGGUAUAAACAGCCACUUUCGACGCAGAUUGUGCCUGCGGGACAGUGGUGGGAUGCGGAGGAGUAUCAUCAGCUUUACUUGCAUAAUAAUCCUAGUGGUUAUGAGUGUCCUUCUCACUUUUUGAGGAAUCUUCCUCCUCUUUCGGAUUGACUCCGAUCUAGACUGUAGUGAUGGGAGUAUGAAUAUAUAGCAAUCUACUAUAAGUUGUCUGAUUGUUGUUAAGAAUCUCGCAAUUAGACUUUUCAACUACAUGUGGUGUUGUAAGCAUA
This is a messenger RNA of Talaromyces stipitatus ATCC 10500, 863 nucleotides long. RefSeq names its product peptide methionine sulfoxide reductase. The transcript is spliced from 3 exons. Bases 130 to 744 code for a protein of 204 amino acids. Gene Ontology annotation, molecular function: peptide-methionine (S)-S-oxide reductase activity. The record is from RefSeq and is a predicted model, not a curated record. Lineage: Eukaryota; Fungi; Ascomycota; Eurotiomycetes; Eurotiales; Trichocomaceae.